AACGGACCGACGACGCACACAGGGAUGCGGCAUGAGAGAAGGAGGGAGUCAAGUAUGUCAGUUGGCUUUGUUUUCCUCCAAGCGGAUAGCGAAGUAGGGCUUAUGGUGGUUGGGCAGGGGGACUUCCGUUAUGAGACUAUCAUCCUCAGGCGAGUGGAGGCACUUGGCACGGCUGUAAGUGACAAUGUCGAAGCUGAGCUCUAGUCUCGUCUCCUUCAGGCUGUCGAAGAGUGUUUCGGUUCUUCCCUGGCAAACCGGUCGAACAGAACAAGACAGCCAGCUUCCUUCGCGCGAGUGCACAGACCUCAUACUUACCGGGUUGUCAAUGAGCAUUCCCAGGAGCUGAUCUGUGAUCUGCUGCAGGAGCUCGUCGCCGUAUUCGGCCAUGUCGGCGUACAUGCUUGCGAUUUGCCUCUUGACCAUGUCCUUGAUAUACGCGAGAGUGAAGGUCCCGGACCCCCCCAUUAUGUCGGCCGCAAUCGCUGUCGCCGCCAUAUAGUAGUCACCCUCAUCGAUCUUCUCACCUGCGCACACACGCGCACAGAGAGACAGUCACACAGACAGAGAGAGAGAGAGAUCCAUUCAAUGCGUCCAUGGCCCGCUCGUUUACUCACCCCAGAAAACGUCGCCACACGGCAGUUCGAAAGGGUCGCUUGCUGCUCCUUUCCCGCACACCGUUCCUCCUGUGACCUCAUACUCGACGUCUGCGUCUUUUGCCUCCUCGUCUACGCCACAGUCUCUGCAGUACUCGCGCGCCGCGGUGCAGGCAGCCUCAAAUUGAAGCUGACCUGUACCGACGCUCGCAGAGAGUUCCACGGCCGUGUUCAAGGCCUCCCGAGGGUUCGAGGGCAUAUCUGGUAUGACCUCAUCCACAACCUCCCCGGCUCGUUCACCUGCUUGCUGCACUGGCUCCGUCCACCCACCGCCGUCAAGGCGCUGCCCUCCAACACUGACUCCCUCGCCCCCGAAUUGCAGCUGGCGAUGCUCCUCGCUAUCUGAAGCACCUCGCAAGCCAGACGGGGCCUGAUGUCAUUGAGAGAGGAGAGGCACACACACGUCAGAAUGCACAGAUGAGAUGAACAACCAUCGCACAAUCGCAUACCGAUGACACAGCCGAUAUGGCCAGGGCGAGAUAGGUCAACACAAUCAGCUUCGACAUGGGAUGGCCGGUCUGAUCAAACUAACACUCGUCAAGCAAAGAUGGAGCCGACGGGAUGGAUGCAGGGCGAGCGGAGGGAUAUGCUGAAAGUGGGCAGGAGACAAGAGAGCCGCUGCUGUCUUCUAUCUCCUCUCUUUCCCUCUCCUCUCCCC
Messenger RNA from Vitrella brassicaformis, 1311 nucleotides. The record is from the annotation of a GenBank genome assembly. NCBI's taxonomy places the organism in Eukaryota, Vitrellaceae.